AUGUCUUCUGCCAGGUUCAACAGGUGCCGCGAUACUUCUACCUUUUCCACCUCCCCCGCAAGCAACAGGUCAUCAAAGACCCACGUGGAGACAAUCGACGUCGACGUCGACGUCGACGAUGUGUCUGGCGUUUCACUCCCCUUGACUCCUCCACCGACGCCCUCUGGAACUAGAAGUAGGCGGUUCUCCUACGGUCGGCCUGGCAAUGACGAGCGCCGAGACUUCAACGUGGACGAAACCAUCACCACGGCCGUUCGGCAAGGGAUGCUGACACGUCCUCCUGCCGUAGUGCAGCCCGGCAUCACGCGUUCGAGAGCCGUGCGGUACGCACGAGGUGUCCUGCCUACACGCUUCGGCGGUAGUGCUGAUAUCAUCGUUGGCGAUGGUCAUGGUCAUGGUAAUGGCGAUGGCGGUGACGGUGUUCGUCCUCUCGUCGACAACGAUCUGGUCCCGUUGAAGAGGGGGUUACCGCCACGGCCAAUGUUCCAGAUCUCCAAGGAAGCUCGCGCCCGGAACAGGGCAGUCGUGGCAAGGGAGAAUGCGCGCAUGAUGCAGUGGCGGAGGACCCAUGAGCCGGCACGUUGGACUUACCCAUAUGGACGAAUGGGGAAUUUUGUGCUGGACGACAAUCACGACGAUGACGACUACGACGAUGACACUGAUGAUGACUACGAUAAUGUCGACGAUAACAACGGUGACAACGAGGACGAUGAGGACAAUGAGGACGACGAGGGCAACGACGACAAUGACAGCAAUGAUACCACAGCAGAAGACUGGGUAUCGACAACAACCACCGUGGUCGGGUCACAGACGUCGUGGUCAUCGUCACUGUCAUCAUCAUCAUCGUCAACAUUAUCGUCAUGGUGA
Molecule: messenger RNA, 867 nt
Organism: Exophiala spinifera
Lineage: Eukaryota; Fungi; Ascomycota; Eurotiomycetes; Chaetothyriales; Herpotrichiellaceae
Exons: 1
Coding region: 1-867 (288 amino acids)
Source: RefSeq, a predicted model, not a curated record